AUGACUACACAACACAGAAGAUAUUAUGGUACUGGUACAGAGGCCUCGGAAACCUCAGGCCCGGCAGGUGUGGGUGAGCUCGCCACACAGGUCGUUAUCAAUAGCUCGGAUAAUGUAAGCUGGAAAUCGGACCAGAAACUAAUGGAUAAAAAAGAUACGGAUAUUGGAAAUAACGGACACUGCUACUUAGCCCCUCUUAGGCUUAGGGGAGGCGGUGAUAACGAAGAUUUGGAAAUGGCAGAUUCCGAUAGCAUAAGUGGUGACAUGGGCGCUGGUGGCAGCCAAAAACGUUGUCCUACCUCACCGGCUGGACUGCCGGCUAAACUGCCCCGCACAUCGAAACAGCCAACAGAGAUGAACGAUCUCAUUGGUUUUAUCGAACAAACCGUGAUACAAGAGAAAGAAAAGAAGAAACUAGGCGUGAUGAUCGCACAAAAAAUGCUCGCCAAAAUCGCCAGGCUAAGAACGGUCGCUCAGACCUUGGCAUAUGAAAGUAGCAGACUUGCUGGUGAGCUGAAGGGCAAAGACGAGGCCCUUCAACAGAGCCUCACCUUGUUCAUCGACAAGCUCGAUACUAAAAACGCUAAAACCAGCGGCCUGAGAGCCGAACUGGACGCGUUAAAGGCCACCACGGUAGCACCAUGCCCAACUACAGCACAACAGUCUUCGUAUGCCGCUAAGGCGGAAAAGACGGCACCAAGGACAGCAACCGCGCCAGAGACCGUAAGCGCACCCCCAGCCAAGUCUAAGAAGACGGCGGAUAGGGACAAAAUAAAUAAGAGCAGGAAAAUAAAAGCGACAUUUCGCUUCCUCGUCGAGAUCCCGCAAGACAUGACAGUGGCAAGCGCGAAAGCCGGGGUCUGGCAGACUGUUAGGGCGAAAUGCAGCAACCCCAAGGAGAAAACCAUAGUUAGUGGUAAGUCACUAGUCAUUAUCCCUGAUGACGCCAAUACGUUGGAGGUGAUGAAGGACAUUGGCAACAUGAACGCGGAACUCGGAAUUACAGCUGAAGAUAUGGGCAACUCAGCUCCGCUCCACAAGCUGGGUCCACGCGACGGUGAUGUGGUCCACUGGGUGAUGGAAGUACCCCCAAGCGUACUAGCCAAGAUUGAGAAUAAGUCUCUAUAUGUAGGCAUGACCAGAUGCAGGUGCAAGGUGCAUAGCUCACUGCCACAGUGUUUUAACUGCCAACAGUACGGCCACACGGCAGCAAGAUGCGAGCAGAAGACGCCUUUGUGCAGGAACUGCGCGGGCGCACAUGACUCCCGUACUUGUAAGGAGGACGGGGUGAAGUGUGCGAACUGCAAGGGACCUCACAAGGCGUCGAGUGCAAUAUGUAAGGCCAGAAGUCAGGCAACGAGAAGCCUACUCAGGCGCACGGACUUUGGCCAGCAAUGA
This is a messenger RNA of Acyrthosiphon pisum (pea aphid), 1398 nucleotides long. RefSeq lists its product as uncharacterized. The record is from RefSeq and is a predicted model, not a curated record. Bases 1 to 1398 code for a protein of 465 amino acids. Lineage: Eukaryota; Metazoa; Arthropoda; Insecta; Hemiptera; Aphididae. The transcript is spliced from 2 exons. Gene Ontology annotation, molecular function: zinc ion binding; nucleic acid binding.